Drosophila novamexicana is the source of this 2131-nucleotide messenger RNA. RefSeq names its product pescadillo homolog. Gene Ontology annotation, cellular component: nucleolus; PeBoW complex. The coding region runs from base 141 to 2045 and encodes 634 amino acids. Gene Ontology annotation, molecular function: RNA binding. Gene Ontology annotation, biological process: maturation of LSU-rRNA from tricistronic rRNA transcript (SSU-rRNA, 5.8S rRNA, LSU-rRNA); ribosome biogenesis. The record is from RefSeq and is a predicted model, not a curated record. The transcript has 5 exons. Lineage: Eukaryota; Metazoa; Arthropoda; Insecta; Diptera; Drosophilidae.
UCCCACGCGACCAAUAACACAAAAACGUGUGUUUUGGUACGGUGCGUGUUUUUAUAUAAAAUAAACCAAUUUAAACGCGAAUCAGCUGUAAAAUACAGUUGAUUUAGGCUAAUUAAUAGCCGCUCUAUACAACUGUCAUAAUGAGACGUCCCAAGAAGUACGAGGCAGGCGAAGCCACACAGUAUAUAAGUCGACGUGCUGCGCUGCGCAAGUUGCAGCUCUCCUUGAAUGAUUUUCGCCGCUUGUGCAUAUUAAAGGGUGUUUACCCGCGUGAGCCGAAGCACAGAAGACGCGCUCAGAAAGGCUCCUCGGAUAUUAAGAUCUUGUACCAUGCGAAGGACAUACGGUUUUUGCUCCACGAGCCCAUUGUGUGGACGCUGCGUGACUAUAAGAUCUUUGCCAAGAAAUCGGGUCGCGAUCGCGCCAUUAAGGACUUUCGCAAUCUGAAGCGCCGCCUGGCCAUGUUUCCAGAAAUCAAGCUCGAUCACAUAGUAAAGGAACGUUAUCCCACAUUCAUUGAUGCGCUCAAGGAUUUGGACGAUUGCCUCACGCUACUCUUUCUGUUCAGCACAUUUCCAUCGCUGCAUUUGAUACCGCGCGAGCAGUCGAAUCUUUGCCGCCGCCUGACCAUCGAGUUUCUGCACUAUGUGAUUGCCUCCAAGUCGCUGCGCAAGGUUUUCAUUUCCAUCAAAGGCUACUAUUUCCAGGCAGAGAUCAAGGGUCAGAAGGUCACCUGGAUAGUGCCACAUUAUUAUCCCUUUAAGCCACAGUCACGUCAGGAGGUGGACUUCAAAGUCAUGUCCAUUUUCGUCGAGUUCUACACCAUCAUGUUGGGCUUCACGAAUUUCCGUUUGUAUCAUGGCCUCAACCUGGCCUAUCCACCACAGUUUCCCAGCAACAUGCUGCAGGACAAUGCGGACACGUUGAAAGACGAGUCCAGCUUCGUGUCGGAUCGCAUUACAGCGCUUAACUUUGAGCUGCUACGCACAGAUAAAGUGCAGGAGGAUGAGGAGGAGCCUGAUAUCGAUAUGGAGCUGCUAGAACAGGAUGGUGACUCCAAACGCAUCAUCAAAAUGAAACAGGAAGCACAGGAAGUGUCGCGGCUACGUAACCUGUUUAAAGGCUUGAAAUUCUUUAUCAAUCGCGAGGUGCCACGCGAGCCGUUGGUCGUCAUCAUACGCUCCUUUGGCGGCAAAGUAUCCUGGGAUUCGUCUGUAUUUUCGGGUGCCACGUACGAUGAGAACGAUGAAACCAUAACACAUCAGAUUGUGGACAGACCCAGCCUAAGCACACAGUACAUCUCCAGGGACUACAUACAGCCCCAGUGGAUCUUCGAUUGUGUCAAUCAGCGCCAGCUGCUGCCCACCAACAAGUACUUCCUAGGCGAGUCGUUGCCGCCUCAUCUGUCGCCAUUUGUCGAUGCCAAACGCGACACUUAUAUACCGCCAGAGGAGAAGGCUCUGCAUGAUCCCUCCCUGAUCGAAACACAUGCUCAAAGCGACGAUGAAUCCGAGGAUGAUGCUGCAGCAGAAGAUGAGGAUACCGUGGAACAGGAGCUGCUCGAUGCGCAGCUGCAGCGCGCCUAUCAACAGGAGACGGCCGAGUACAAAAAGUAUGGGGGUGCCGACGGUGUCAAUGAGGAUGAGGAAGAUUCCGACGAAGAGGACUUCGAUGGGGACGAGCAGGAAAGCGACGACGACGAUGAGGAGGAGGAGCUCGAUGAAAAGGAGAAGCGACUUUUAGAAGAGAAACAAAAAAUGUCUGUCCAAUCGGGCAAAGUGCACAAAGUCAACAAGAGACAGGUGCACAAAGCAGAGGUGGAUGAACAUCGUCUGCAGGCACGCAUGGUCAAACCGCGACAUCGCAAUCUCUUCCGCAAGCUGAUACGCGAGAAACAGGCCAAGGAGAAGGAAGAGUGGUUGCUGCGCAAGAAGCGCCGCACAAUCGAAACCGAUGCUAAGGAGGCCAAAAAAUUGGCCAAGCGGGAGGCGCGUAAGGCGGCUGCUGCCGCAGCUGCAGCUGCCGCCCAGUUGGGCGCAAAGUAAACGGCUAGCUCGCGCUAUUCCAGAACCUGUGUCUUGAUCUUAGUCUUAGCUUGUACCCAAAACCCAAUAAAAAUACAAAAAUGUAA